Messenger RNA from Synchiropus splendidus (mandarinfish), 672 nucleotides. RefSeq names its product LHFPL tetraspan subfamily member 5a (gene lhfpl5a). Bases 1 to 672 code for a protein of 223 amino acids. The record is from RefSeq and is a predicted model, not a curated record. Gene Ontology annotation, cellular component: plasma membrane. NCBI's taxonomy places the organism in Eukaryota, Metazoa, Chordata, Actinopteri, Syngnathiformes, Callionymidae. Gene Ontology annotation, biological process: detection of mechanical stimulus involved in sensory perception; sensory perception of sound. The transcript has 2 exons.
AUGCUUCCAGCUCAAGAAGCAGCCAAGAUCUACCACACCAACUACGUCCGGAACGCCCGGGCCGUGGGAGUCCUGUGGACCGUGUUCACCAUCACCUUCGCCGUCAUCACUGUGGUGGUCUUCAUCCAGCCCUACUGGAUCGGGGACAGCGUCAACACCCCGCAGGCAGGAUACUUUGGCCUCUUCCACUACUGCAUUGGAAACGCGCUCACCUCUGAACUCACCUGUAAGGGAAGUGCGCUGGACUUUGGCUCCAUCCCCUCUGGCGCCUUUAAAACCGCCAUGUUUUUCGUGGGGAUCUCCAUGCUGCUGGUGGUGGGCAGCAUCGUCUGCUUCAGCCUCUUCUUCUUCUGCAACGCGGGCAGCGUCUACAAGAUUUGUGCCUGGAUGCAGCUGGCCUCCAGUACCUGCAUGGUGAUCGGCUGCAUGAUCUAUCCAGACGGCUGGGACUCUGAUGAGGUCAAGCGCAUGUGUGGCCAGCGCACGGACAAGUACACGCUGGGCAACUGCACGGUGCGCUGGGCCUACAUCCUGGCCAUCAUCAGCAUCAUGGACUCGCUCAUCCUCUCCUUCCUGGCCUUCAGUCUGGGCAGCAGGCAGGACAAACUGCUCCCUGAGGACUUCCAAGUGGAGGGCAAAGGUGAGUCAUUGUACGAUGACGUUUGUCAAUGA